Molecule: messenger RNA, 2667 nt
Organism: Gekko japonicus
Lineage: Eukaryota; Metazoa; Chordata; Lepidosauria; Squamata; Gekkonidae
Product: proline-rich protein 33-like
Exons: 2
Coding region: 197-1693 (498 amino acids)
Source: RefSeq, a predicted model, not a curated record
CAGCCUGUGAGAACAGAGGGGAGCCAUAAGUCAGGAGCGGUGGGGCAUGUUUUAUUUUGGGCAGGAAGCCGUCUCUCCCCCCCUCCCCUCCCUCCCUAGGAUGGGAAGGAUGCGCCGACGGGGUUUUAAACACGCGGAGCUGGGAGCAGCGAGCUGCAGCCUGUAACCAUCCAGCAGCACUCGCCAGGGUAUUAAAAUGCUGAUUACUGUAACGCCACCCCGUGAGCCGGCCUCCCUUCACCCACAGGCGCCACCCCCUCCUCUUCUACCAAAGCCCGGAAAGGAGAACCUUAAGCUUCAGAGACUCUUGAAAAAAGUAGCGAAGAAGAAAGCCGCCUUAUCAGCACAGCAGACCGCAUCAUUCCGAUCCAGUCUGUCCCCCGUGAGCGAAGCCAGCCCUGACCCGGAGCACAACGAACGCUCCUCCCCUCUAAAGCCUACGGAAACCGCCACACACCUCACCAUCAAUCUCCCGCCCCGCUUUUCCAUCAAACCUGUCAUCCACCACGUUUCUUCUCCUUUUCCCAAAGGAAAGCCUUUUACGUUCAGUGUCACAGAGCAGAGAAACCUUUCGGGACAUCUCAAAAUCACUUCCUCCCCUUCCCGGUCACCCCUCCAGAGACUCAGCCCCGCUGAGCCCUCAUGGCCACAGUCAGACAUGCACACACAGUUGUCCCCUCCAAGUGCUCUGCAUUCUGUGCUCCUUUCUCCUGAACCUCCCGUGGAGACCCCAGUGGUGGUUUCUCACACAGCUGAGACCCAUGCCACCAUUCAUAGUAUGCAACCGUCAAUCCCCCUGUCACAGCCAACCCCUAAAUAUCCUAGUAGUGAAGACAGACCCUCGCCUUUUCAUAUGCCGGUACACCAAGAAUAUCCACCGACAGGCCAGGUACCCGUUGCACACUUCUCAAGCCAGGCGAGACCAAUCACUCCGAAGUUUGAAACCGCUUGUGCCCCUGAACCUCCUACUAGAACGACAGCUGCCGUAAUGCAUGUUCCCGGACAGCAAGUCGUAGUUGCAGCUCCUCAGGUCAGUAGGCCUGUGACACCAGGAAGUGACAGAGGCCCCGAACCACAUGUUGAGACCCAGAGACACGCAAGUCCCAGUGGAUCUCAAAAGCCCAUUAUACCAGAGAUGGCCCUGCCGGCUCCAUCAACAGUCAGCACUCACGUUCUCUUGCCAGGAGCUAGGUGUGAACAGAGUCCGCCAACAUCAGUUGCUCCCCAAGGCACCUUACCAAAGCCUAAGCCAGUCGUGCCACCGAAAAGUAAGUUUAGUGGCUGGUCCCGCCUUAAGAAGCACUUGAUAAUAGAAUCUGAAGAGCCCCAGUUCCCAGUUCCGGAACCCGAGCCAACCAAGCCUGAAGAGGCGGAAAUAAAGACAACGCAAGGUCCCCAAGUGGAUACUGGUCAGGACAAGAGGAUAACCAAGUCAAGAGCCAUCAAGAUGUGGGAUGCCAUCUUAUACCAAAUGACAACCAGCAAAGCAAAAAAGCAGCAAGGGAGUGAAAAGGAAAUCAGGAGAGAGGGAACCUCCCCCUUUCGGCGUCGUUUACCCCUUCUACUCCACAGGCCUCGCUUUGAUGCGCGGAAGCUUAAAGAGCUGGCCGCCAAACCCCUGACAAAGAUCACUACUCUGUUUGAGGUACGCCGGAUCCAGUGCAGAGCACCUGAGGAAUUGCCAUUGCGUUAGCAGGACUGCAUCUGGGUGGCAUCUAAAGGAAAACGAUGAACCCUUCCUCCUAUAAGAUUUCUUUUGGGAAGAUAUAAGAUAACUGCAAGAUUUACUGCAACAGAAUCAUUUUCAAGGGGAAAAAAAUAAUAAAACCCUUCAAGGGACCUACUUUGUGCACCUAGAAAUGUAUAUGCAUGAUUGAAGUGAGAGACGCCUGAGGGGAAAGAUGUUCACCUCAGUCUCGUUUUACUGCUGGCUCAAGUUGCAAUCUGUUUAACAGCUGAAGCCGAAGAACAGGUAGAACGUUUUAAGCAGGCCGGCCAUUUCAGGUCUCUGAUUUGUUAGUGUGUUUUUUCUCAUGAAGGAGACAUCCACUUAGGUGUACUGCACUAAGCCAAUCUAGAGGCACAUUCUGCCAGAGCGACUGUUUAACAGCUGAAGCCAAGAACAGGUAGAACGUUUUAAGCAGGCCGGCCAUUUCAGGUCUCUGAUUUGUUAGUGUGUUUUUUCUCAUGAAGGAGACAUCCACUUAGGUGUACUGCACUAAGCCAAUCUAGAGGCACAUUCUGCCAGAGCGACUUUCUUUUCUGUAAUAGAAAGAAUAUUCUUGCCUUCUUUGCCGUAUCCCAUACGGAGGCUGGCAUUUCCCCCGUCUUUAUUGGGUACAGGUAGUAUUUUGCAUAACUGCAGUUAUAAUCUCAUGAUUUUACAAGCUACCUAUAGACAUAACGAUAGAUCCACAGAAACUGCAAUGCCCAGUUUCUCUCACACACCCUAUGACAGUGAUGGCGAACCUUUUAGAGACCGAGUGCCCAAACUGCGCCCCAAAACCCACUUUAUUUAUCGCCAAGUGCCAACACGGCAAUUUAACCUAAAUACUGAGGUUUUACUUUAGAAAAAAACAACUCAUACAUAACUUGAGACGAUCCAAACAAAAGUAAGGAAAGCAAUCCCAAAUGCUUUCAUUUACUUAAAAACUAUUUGGCAGAGAA